Molecule: messenger RNA, 1865 nt
Organism: Habropoda laboriosa
Lineage: Eukaryota; Metazoa; Arthropoda; Insecta; Hymenoptera; Apidae
Gene: slmb
Product: beta-TrCP
Exons: 9
Coding region: 119-1660 (513 amino acids)
Molecular function (GO): protein dimerization activity
Source: RefSeq, a predicted model, not a curated record
GUUGAAUAGUCAAACGCUAGUGUUCAAACGGUGUUUUAUACUUUUUCCAAGAACAUUCCGCCAAAUUGACCUACUUCCACCACCUAAAUCAACGAUAUUGUGCCAGUUGUGUGUGAAAAUGAUGAACAUGGAAACGGAUGAGAUUAUUGAAGACGCAAACACGAAUCUUCAGUAUCCAAUAACAAUACUUUAUGAUCCAACUCGCAAGAAAGAAUUACCAUCAGGAGUAUCUACACAGUAUGGGCAAGAAAGGGAAGUGUGUAUGAAGCUUUUUGAGAAGUGGAGUGAACCAGAACAAGUUAACUUUGUUGAACACUUAUUAGCAAGAAUGUGUCACUAUCAGCAUGGACACAUCAAUGCAUAUUUGAAACCAAUGUUGCAGAGAGAUUUUAUUUCUCUAUUACCAAAAAAAGGAUUGGAUCAUGUGGCAGAAAGCAUUCUUUCCUAUCUGGAUGCUAAUUCAUUAAUUGCUGCUGAAUUAGUAUGUAAAGAAUGGCACAGAGUAAUUAGCGAAGGAAUGCUUUGGAAGAAAUUAAUUGAACGUAAAGUUCGGACUGAUUCAGUGUGGAGGGGACUUGCAGAAAGGAGAGGAUGGAUUCAGUAUUUAUUCAAACCAAGACCAGGAGAAAGCCACCCAAAUCACAAUUUUUAUAGAUCUCUUUACCCUAAAAUAGUUAAAGAUAUUGAUAGUAUAGACAGUAAUUGGAGAAUGGGAAGAUUUAAUCUUCAAAGAAUAAACUGUAGAAGUGAAAAUUCAAAAGGUGUUUACUGUUUGCAAUAUGAUGAUCAAAAAAUAGUCUCUGGUCUUAGAGACAAUACAAUUAAAAUCUGGGACAGAAGUACACUACAGUGCAUUAAAGUCUUAACAGGCCAUACUGGUUCUGUCCUAUGUUUACAGUAUGAUGACAAAGCAAUAAUAUCUGGUUCCUCUGAUAGCACUGUAAGAGUUUGGGAUGCUAAUACUGGAGAAAUGGUUAACACAUUAAUACAUCACUGUGAAGCAGUUCUACAUCUCAGAUUUAAUAAUGGCAUGAUGGUCACUUGUUCAAAGGAUCGUUCAAUUGCUGUAUGGGAUAUGACAUCACAAACGGAAAUUGCAUUAAGAAGGGUACUAGUGGGGCAUAGGGCAGCAGUGAAUGUUGUUGAUUUUGAUGAAAAAUAUAUCGUUUCUGCUAGUGGUGAUAGGACUAUUAAAGUAUGGAAAACAUCUUCUUGCGAAUUUGUGCGAACAUUAAAUGGACAUAAACGGGGUAUAGCGUGUUUGCAAUAUAAGGACUGCUUAGUAGUUAGUGGCAGCAGUGAUAACACAAUCAGAUUAUGGGAUAUUGAAUGUGGUGCGUGCUUGCGUGUCCUAGAAGGGCAUGAAGAAUUGGUCAGAUGUAUUAGAUUUGAUAGCAAGCACAUAGUUAGUGGAGCUUAUGAUGGAAAGAUUAAAGUAUGGGAUUUGGUAGCAGCGUUAGAUCCACGAGCUUUAACUAAUUCACUUUGUAUACGUACAUUAGUGGAACACACAGGACGUGUAUUUCGCCUUCAGUUUGAUGAGUUCCAGAUAGUAUCGUCAUCGCAUGAUGAUACAAUACUAAUUUGGGAUUUUCUAAAUUUUAAUCCAUCAAAUGGAUCUUCUGGGCCUGCAGCAAUAAAUGCAUCAGCAUUCGAGUGACCCAUCCCUAUGAAUAUUCCUUCAUUGUGAUAUAAUUACAAGUGGUUAGUGAGUUCAAUGUGUUCACGAUAGUGUACGCAGAGAAUGAAGAAUCAGUGUCCAGUGUGAACAGCGCCUAGAAAGAAACAGAAUCUCAAAAAGACACGGUCAUUGAUUUUUGUUUAUUAUUUGCUGUGAAAAGCAAAAGUAAUUCUCUAAAAUAAGA